This is a messenger RNA of Penicillium angulare, 216 nucleotides long. RefSeq lists its product as uncharacterized. Bases 1 to 216 code for a protein of 71 amino acids. The transcript is spliced from 2 exons. NCBI's taxonomy places the organism in Eukaryota, Fungi, Ascomycota, Eurotiomycetes, Eurotiales, Aspergillaceae. The record is from RefSeq and is a predicted model, not a curated record.
AUGACGGCGUAUAUCGAGACUCGUUCUAAGAAUGUCUUCGGAGCUGGGGAAAUCUGCGCGUGGGAUGAAAUCAAUACCGAGGCGGGCGAGGAUAUCGUCGGUAAGUGCGUCGGUCAAAGUUUCCCAGACGAUGGCCGAUGCGGGACAACUUUUCAUAUCGAUCCUUCAACUGGCGACAAAGUGGCUUCAUGGUGUUUGAUGAUUAGAGAGGUGUGA